AUGCAUAAUUCACCUACUAGCAGUCUCUUUACCUUCCUUUCCGAUAUCGAUAUAUCUGAAGCCAAGUCUACUUUGACCAGUCGGAUGGAAAGUUCAUUAGGUGUUAUCACUCAGAAGUUCUUAAAACUUCUAAAAGAGUCUCCUCAGCUUGAAUUAGAUCUUAAUUAUGCUGCUACUACUUUAGAGAUUCACAAACGCAGACUUUAUGACAUCACUAAUGUCUUAGAAGGUAUUGGUUUCAUAAAAAAGAAGCUCAAAAACAAUGUCCUCUAUAUUGGUAAUCAAGGGCGUAAUAAGUGUAGUGAUUGUGGGGGAACGACUUUUCCAGGGACUAAAGAGCUUAGUGAGAUAGAAAGUUUGUUACGGGCUGAGAAGGAUCUUAAUACUGAGUUGGCUCAAGUAAAUGCAGAGUUGCAACAAUUGGCUUGUCAAGAGGACAAUAUGAGUUUAGCUUAUGUUACUUAUUUAGAUUUAAAGGAGAUUAGUGAUUUUUCGGCUAUCUCACUUUUUGCCGUUAAAACCCCACCUGGGACUCUUUUAGACUUUCCGCAAUCAGAGAAUAAGAAUGAGAACAUUGUUACUUUUUCUUCUAAUUAUGGUAAAAUAGACGUAUUCUAUCUCCAGGAUACAUUGGACAUGGUAAAAUAA
Messenger RNA from Nematocida homosporus, 648 nucleotides. RefSeq names its product transcription factor E2F2. Gene Ontology annotation, cellular component: RNA polymerase II transcription regulator complex. Gene Ontology annotation, molecular function: RNA polymerase II cis-regulatory region sequence-specific DNA binding; DNA-binding transcription factor activity, RNA polymerase II-specific; protein dimerization activity. NCBI's taxonomy places the organism in Eukaryota, Fungi, Microsporidia. The transcript has a single exon. Gene Ontology annotation, biological process: regulation of transcription by RNA polymerase II. The record is from RefSeq and is a predicted model, not a curated record. Bases 1 to 648 code for a protein of 215 amino acids.